This is a messenger RNA of Prorocentrum cordatum, 1779 nucleotides long. NCBI's taxonomy places the organism in Eukaryota, Dinophyceae, Prorocentrales, Prorocentraceae. The record is from the annotation of a GenBank genome assembly.
GCCGAGCGGGCGGCACAGAUCCUGUUCGGCAACGUAACGACUUGGGGGCCACAGGCCGCCAACUUCUGUCACAACGCAGGCCUCAAGUACCACCUCAUAGCGCUGGCGGAGACCCACGUCGACGCGUGCGGCAUCACCGAGCAGAUUGGGAAGCUCGCCGUGGACGGCUGGAAGCUGUCGGCCACGCCCGCGGUGGCCACCGACAAAUCGGACAAGGGGACCCAUGGCGGCGAGUGGAUCCUCACGCGCAGGGACGUGGCGGCGACCACGUUCGAGGGCCACAGGGAGUACUACGUCAAGCGCUACAAGAGGCAGCCGUUCGUGGGCUCCACGCCGACAGUCCUCCACUCCAAGAGCGGCAACAUAGUCAUCAUAGCGGCGUGCCUGCGCCCUGGCCUACGGGGCCAAGGCGUGAACAGGGACAUCCUGGUCUCCAUAUCCACGUUUGUGGACAUGCUCAUGGACCCGUGGAUCAUCCUGGCCGACUGGAACUACGAGCCGCACUGGUGGGGCAACAAACCGUGGCUCACGCGAUGGAACGGCACUAUCCUCACCGACCCGAGCUGCGAGGCGACGUGCGACAAGGGCUCGGGCGCCGUGUACGACUACGCGAUCGCACGAGCGGACAUCGCCACGCACGUCGGGAUCGAGGCCAUCUACGACGUCCCUUGGAAGACCCACUGCGGCAUCAAGAUCACGGUGGGCACCGCCGAGCCGUGGCAGUACAAAGCUAUAACGGUUCCCAAAGCCCUCCCCGCACGAACCAGACCUAAGCAGGUCGCGGACCCGAGCAGCAAAAGGUCCAAGGCUCGUGCGGAGGCGCUGCGAACCAGGAGGGACAGGCUACCAGAGCACUUGCGCGACGAGUUCGACGCCCACUUUUUCGACCGCGAGCUGGCCAUGGUCAGCAACUUCCCGAAGUUCGUUGGCGCUAAGGUCGGCGCCAAGGAGGGCAGGGGGCGCAUCUUCCACAACCAUGCGUCGAUCCUCGCGGAGAACAUCAACUCGAAGUACGCGCAGUGGGUCGCGACCCUGGAGCUCGCCUUCCUGGAGACGCACGCGGUCCCCGCCGAGGACAGGGCCAAGUACCAGGGCAGGGCGGAGGGGUACAGGACCACCAAGCAGACGAUGAAGGCGUCGCCUGGCAGAGCGUACCUCAAGGACCUUGAGGCUACAUGGUGGCAGCACCUCAGUACCCUCGUGGUGAGGUACUCUGCGCUGGUCACCAACGGCAAGGACCCCAAAGCCCGCCAGCACAUCCACAAGACAGUCAUGAAGAAGCUGGACGACCUGGAGAACCCUGAGUUCUCCAAGGAGCUCUUCGGCAGCAAGACCGACCCGCAGGAGAUCGAAGAGUGGAAGACCCAGCUUGUAAACCUCGAGUACUGCGACGCGGCGGACCUGCACCACGUCAGCGCCACCACCAUCGAGUGGGCCCACAAAGCCAUGGCGAGAGCGGCAGGCAGAGCGCGGAAACGGUAUCUCGACUGGGCGAAACAGGCGUGGAAGGACUCACCAGGAAAGCUGCACCGCAUAGUCACCGACCCCAGGGCGCCGCGCCUGGAGGACAAGCAGCCUCAGAGAACGGUGGGCGACCCGUCCACGCUCAUGAACCACUCUGCCGGCACUUGGCGCUCCAUCUGGGCGUCCGACAGCUACAACGUCAAGCAGAUCAUCAGCGCGUACGAGAAGGCCAUGCGGCUCGCAAAGGAGGACCCCCUCCCGCUAAUCGAGCCGCAGCACAUACAGGCCAUUGUGCGCACCGCCAACCCGAAGAAG